AUCGGUACCCAAUUAUAAGUGCUGUCAAGAAACUUGUGAGAAGCUCCUCAAAUAUCUUUUCACUCAGAAAGAGAUAGUAAAAAGAACAAAGAUCAAAGAAAAUGGCAGGGAAAGAAGAGGAGGAAUUAGCAUUUCAAGUCCAGUUAGAGAUUUUGAAUUACGUUACAUCAGGAGUAGUGUCUUGGCUACUGAAAUGUGUUGUGGAUCUUCGCAUAGCUGACAUUAUACACGCCCACGGUGGCCCGAUGACAUUGUCGGAAAUAGCUUCCAAAAUUUCCGACGCACCGUGUCCUCGUAUCCAAUGCCUCGAACGAGUUAUGAGACUGCUGGUCCACAAAAACAUCUUCGCCGCACAUCGUCCAUCGGACGGUGCAGGAGAAACUCUGUACGGCCUCACGGAUCUGUCCAAAUGGAUAUUGCAGGAUUCCAAGCCAAAUUUCGUGAAGUUCCUGGAAUUUUUAAACCAUCCAGACUUCAUGAGACCAUGGCAGUACCUAAGCCAAUUUCUCAGGGGCGGUGAUACAUGUACUAUCCAGGCCUUUGGUUGCACAAUGUGGGAAUUUGCAGCAGACAAGCCUGAGCUCGACCAGUUACUAACUGAUUGCAUGGAGGGCACCGUGGAUACCUAUACCAAAGCAUUUAUAGACGCGUAUAAAGAAGAUGGUGGGCUGAAUGACAUUGGAACGUUGGUUGAUGUGGGUGGUCGGACAGGGAAAGACAUUUAUGAGAUCGUGAAAGCUUUCCCACACAUCAAAGGGAUCAACUUUGAUCUGCCCCGUGUCAUUGCCCUUGCACCCACCUAUGAAGGUGUUACAAAUGUUCCUGGGGAUAUGUUUGACUCUAUUCCUAGUGGAGAUGCUCUUUUGUUCAAGACUACACUGGCUGAUCAUCCUGAUGACAUAAUAGUGAAACUUUUGAAAAGUUGUCGUAAAGCGAUACCUGAGAAAAAUGGAAAAGUUAUUAUUAUGGAUAUUGUUGCUGAAGAGGGAAAAAAUCACGUACUUGAGGAAGCACAGAUGGUAUCAGAUAUGACAAUGUUGGUGUGCACAGCUGGUGGAAGGGGAAAAACAGAGAUGGAAUGGAAGAAGGUGUUCAAUGAAGCAGGUUUCCCUCGUUACAAAGUCAUGAAAAUUUGUGCCUUGCCUAUCAUUAUUGAGGUCUAUCCUAACUAGUUGAUCCACAAUAUCCAUAAUAUUAUUGAAGUCUAUUGUAUAAUAAUGAUGUGCAAUGUCAACGUAACUUGGCAUUAUCUAUCGCGUUUAGGCACAUUUUGUGUGUGUGGUAUGCUAUUGUUAAAAUAAAAUUGUAUCCUCCUUCUAGAAUUUGGAAUAAUGGAAAAUAACUCUUUUAGGUUUGGAAAAUGAGUAAAACCUUCUUUGUUA
Ziziphus jujuba (common jujube) is the source of this 1382-nucleotide messenger RNA. RefSeq names its product desmethylxanthohumol 6'-O-methyltransferase-like. The record is from RefSeq and is a predicted model, not a curated record. Lineage: Eukaryota; Viridiplantae; Streptophyta; Magnoliopsida; Rosales; Rhamnaceae. The coding region runs from base 102 to 1172 and encodes 356 amino acids. Gene Ontology annotation, biological process: methylation. The transcript has 2 exons. Gene Ontology annotation, molecular function: O-methyltransferase activity; protein dimerization activity; S-adenosylmethionine-dependent methyltransferase activity.